This is a messenger RNA of Sesamum indicum (sesame), 1521 nucleotides long. RefSeq names its product SET domain group 40 (gene SDG40). Gene Ontology annotation, biological process: peptidyl-lysine monomethylation. The record is from RefSeq and is a predicted model, not a curated record. NCBI's taxonomy places the organism in Eukaryota, Viridiplantae, Streptophyta, Magnoliopsida, Lamiales, Pedaliaceae. Gene Ontology annotation, molecular function: protein binding; protein-lysine N-methyltransferase activity.
AGCUGAGUGGGAAAGUCCUACACUGGGAGAAUGGAAGAAGACGAAACCAACCUCCAGAGCUUCCUCCGAUGGGCUGCGGCGCUGGGAAUAUCAGAUUCUCCCAUUUCUGACUGCUCUGCUUCCACUUGUCUCGGCCGUACUCUCUCCGUCUCCCAUUUUCCUGAAGCCGGCGGGAGAGGUUUAGCUGCUGCGCGUCGUAUAAGGAAAGGGGAGUUGAUUCUGAGGGUUCCAAAGGCGGCUUUGGUGACGAGUGAUUGUCUAAUUAGCAACGAUGAGAAGUUGUCUGCUGCUUUGGGGAAAUACCCUUCACUCUCUUGUACUCAGAUAUUGUCCAUUGCUUUACUGAAUGAAGCGAACAAGGGCAGGAGUUCUUGGUGGUACCCUUACCUGAAGCAGUUGCCUCAAAGUUAUGACUUACUCACAAGUUUUGGUCAGUUUGAGAUAGAAGCUUUGCAGAUUGAUGAUGCUAUUUGGACUGCAGAAAAAGCUGUUCACAAAGGUAAAAUGGAAUGGGAAGAAGCUAAUCCAGUUAUGUGUGAACUUAAUCUCAGGUCUCAGCUGAUGACCUUCAAUGCAUGGCUUUGGGCUUCUGCAACAAUAUCCUCGCGCACUAUGCAUAUACCAUGGAAUACUGCGGGUUGUUUAUGUCCGGUAGGAGAUUUCUUUAAUUAUGCACCUCCUGAAGAAGGAGAAAGGUCAGGAAAUUCAAUAGAUGAGCUGUUAGAUGCAAACACAGAUAGGUUAACUGAUGCUGGUUUUGAUGAAGGAGUUGCUAGUUAUUGCUUCUAUGCUAAGAGAAACUAUGGAAAAGGAGAUCAGGUUCUUCUAAGUUAUGGUACAUACACAAAUUUGGAGCUUCUCGAGCACUAUGGCUUUCUCCUGCAGGAAAACCCAAAUGACAAGGCUUUUAUUUCCUUGGAACCUGAAAUGCAUUCCCUUUGUUCGUGGCCCAGAGAGUCAAUUUACAUUUCUGAAGAUGGAAAGCCAUCCUUUGCUCUUCUCUCAACUGUCCGUUUGUGGGCAACCCCUAUGAGCAAGCGACGGUCAGUUAAACACAUUGCAUUCUCAGGCAAUCGUAUAUCAGCUGAGAACGAGGCUGCUGUAAUGGAAUGGAUAGCGGAUAAAUGUCGGGCAUUGUUGAGCGGUUGUUUGUCCACAAUUGACGAAGAUAUGCUAAUGCUCCACAUCAUUGAUAACUUCCAAGAUUACACGGGAGAACCAGAGCUAUCACCAGCAUUAUGUGAUGAGAUUCGUGCUUUCUUAGAGAGCAAUCAUGUGACAUGUGGAGGACUCUCCACCAAGUUGCAUGUUUCUUUAAAAACGAGAAGGGCCGUAUAUAGGUGGAAAUUGGCAGUUCAAUGGAGACACAGGUACAAGAGAAUUUUAUCUGAUUGCAUCUCAUAUUGUACUAGCAUGUUGGAUAAUCCUUCUUGAUGAUAUUAUCCAACCAUAACUGCAGCUGUGACCUGAUCUAAUAUGAUCGAAUCACUUCAGAAGAAAAGAAGCUGAUUCUUCUCUGAA